AUGGCUACUCCCGAACCAUCCGAGGCAAACGUUCCCAAAGACGAGGAACCCGCAGAUGUGGCCUUACAGCUCGCGCACGUCCCCAACCUUGCGGCCAAUGGGCUAGUCGAGGCUCUCGAACGAAUGCAUCGAGAAAAUAUUACUGCGCGAGAGCGUCAGCACCGAGAAUUAAUGCAAGCCAAAGAGCGCCAGCAUCGGGAGAAGAUGAACGCUCGACGGCACUACCAAACGCAGAAAUUGCAAGCGCAGGAGCGUCAGCAUCAAGAGUUACUGGCGGCUCAGAAGCGCUUGCAUCGAGAGAAAAUCAAGGGGCGGCGGCGUUUACAUGAGGAGGUUCAGGAACAGCGGGAAGAGCAGCAAAGUCAGCUUGUCGACACGCUGGAAGGGCUAUGCCCUGAUUUUGAUGGCGUCGUCGACGCGCUGGGCGAGAUACGCAACGAAGUCGAGAGCCUGCAAGAUGGAUUGUCUGAGUCGUUCACUAAUGUGGAAAGGCAGCUUGGAGAGUUGAACGGACGCAUCCAAGAAUGCACGGCGCAAAUGCAACAGGCAAUGAUCGGUAUGAUCCUAUGUUUGUCUCUGUAUGAGUGGACCCUUGCUAACACAUAG
Molecule: messenger RNA, 606 nt
Organism: Postia placenta MAD-698-R-SB12
Lineage: Eukaryota; Fungi; Basidiomycota; Agaricomycetes; Polyporales; Adustoporiaceae
Exons: 2
Coding region: 1-606 (201 amino acids)
Source: RefSeq, a predicted model, not a curated record